Truncatella angustata is the source of this 822-nucleotide messenger RNA. RefSeq lists its product as uncharacterized. The transcript has 2 exons. The annotation marks the transcript as partial. NCBI's taxonomy places the organism in Eukaryota, Fungi, Ascomycota, Sordariomycetes, Amphisphaeriales, Sporocadaceae. The record is from RefSeq and is a predicted model, not a curated record.
CAGGCUGAUCGUCCACUAAUAACAUAUGCCUAUUCCGAAUCCGCCAGCGCCCGCGACAACUUGAAGUACUUCAUCUCUCAGGGCCUCCAUGGUGCCGCCGAUUUUAUCUUCAUUCUCAAUGGCGAGACAGAUGCUGCGACGCUCAUCCCAGAGAAGAGUAACAUCCAGAUCAUAUCGCGGCCGAAUCAAUGUUUCGAUUUAGGAGCCCAUGGCGAAGUGCUACGCAAGGACAGCUUAUGGAAGAAGUACAAACGCUUCAUAGCACUCAAUGCGAGUAUUCGGGGGCCGUUUAUACCAUAUUGGGCGAGGAGUUGUUGGAGCGAUGUGUUCCUGGGGCGCGUGACCGAUGAAGUCAAGCUCGUCGGAAUGACCGCAAAUUGCCUUCCUCAGUAUCAUGUCCAGUCCAUGAUCUGGGCCACAGAUGCCGUGGGUUUGGAGCUCCUCCUCUACCCGCCUCCUGGAUCCUCGACGCCCGACAAGUACGGCGGUGCUACCGACAUGGUCGCGAUGGAGGGCUGCUACAAGGACAUGCACAAAGCAAUCCACGGAGAGAUUGGGGCAACGGGUCUGAUCCAGAAAGCCGGUUAUAAGGUCGAUGCCAUGAUGGCGGCAUUCCACAAGAGCAAGAACUAUCAGGAAGAUUGUGAGAAGGAACCCAGGGAAGAUAUCCUGUGGAAUGGCCAGUAUUUUGGGGGUAACGUACAUCCGUACGAAACAGUUUUCAUGAAGGCGAAUCGCGAUAUAGAUCCUACGAUGGUGGGGCUGCUGACGGAGUGGCAUUUGAAUGGGACUUUUGAAGGAAGUUGGGAUGUCUGUCGGUGA